CACCAACACAGUAACAGCAUACAUUAACACUCUUACACUACAACAACACAAACAAACAAACCCACUGUUCUCUCUUUGGUUUUUGAUUUUCAAAUUGUGGUUAGUUAGGGUUCUUCUUCUUCUUGUAUGAGGUUGAAGCAUCACUAAACAGAUCUGUGAUGGCGAGCACCCACAUUGGGAAUGCCGGAGAACCCGACCCCAAGUCCUUCAAGCCUCGCCCCAAGAAACCCUCCGACGACUUCAUCACGCUCUUUCACGGCUCCGAUCCGGUCCGCGUCGAGCUCACGCGCCUCCAGAAUGAACUCCGAGAGAAAGAUAGGGAGCUUGGGGACGCACUUGCGGAAAUUAAGUCAUUGAGGAAUUCGGAGCGUCUUAAGGAAAAGGGGGUUGAAGAGCUGACAGAUGAGCUGAACAAGGUGGAUGAAAAGCUAAAAGCUGCUGAAGUUCUUCUGGAAAGUAAGAACCUUGAAAUAAAAAAAAUCAAUGAAGAGAAGAGGGCAGCAAUGGCUGCACAAUUUGCUGCAGAAGCUACUCUUCGAAGAGUUCAUGCUGCACAGAAAGAUGAUGAAAUGCCUCCUAUUGAAGCUAUUAUCACGCCCCUGGAGGCAGAGCUUAAGCUUGCUAAGAUGGAGGUGGCAAAGCUGCAGGAUGACAACAGAGCACUAGAUCGGCUAACCAAAUCAAAGGAGGCUGCGCUUCUUGAGGCUGAGAGAACGGUUCAGAUUGCUUUGGCAAAAGCAUCCUUGGUUGAUGAUCUGCAAAACAAAAACCAAGAGUUAAUGAAACAGAUUGAAAUAUGCCAGGAGGAGGGCAAAAUCUUGGACAAAAUGCUUCGCCAAAAGGUUGCUGAAGUUGAAAAACUAACCCAAACUGUUCGGGAGCUUGAAGAGGCAGUCUUGGCUGGUGGGGCUGCUGCUAAUGCUGUCCGUGAUUACCAGCGUAAAGUGCAAGAGAUGAAUGAGGAAAGGAAAAUUUUAGAGCGGGAAGUAGCUCGUGCCAAAGUUACUGCAAACAGGGUUGCGACUGUAGUUGCAAACGAGUGGAAAGAUGCUAAUGAUAAAGUGAUGCCUGUGAAGCAGUGGCUAGAAGAAAGAAAAUUUUUUCAGGGUGAAAUGCAACAAUUACGUGAUAAAUUGGCUAUAGCUGAGCGUACCGCAAAAGCAGAGGCACAAAUGAAGGAAAAAUAUCAAUUGCGCUUCAAAGUUUUGGAAGAAAGGGUUAAGACAUCUAAUGGUAAUUUCAAAUUCACUGUAUCAGAUGGAAGAAACAUUGCCACCGGGCCUUCACGGCGACAGUCUUUUGGUGGAGCUGAGAGUCUCUCUGCAUCUUCUUCCAAUGGAUACUUAUCGAGGAAAACCUCAAUUUCAAGAUCAGGUUCUCUAAGAUCUAAUAGUGCUAAUGUGUUACUAAAACAUGCCAAACUUUCAUCUAGAUCAUUUGAUGGUGGUAGUAGAAACCUGGAGAGAGAGAGGCGAACCUCUGAUGCAAAUGGGGUAGAUAACAUGCCAACAAACACCAAUAAUCAGACCGUCACCAGUGAGACUAUUACUGCACACAAGGAGAGUGCACAUGGUAUUCAAGUAAACAAAUCUAUAGCAGAAAAUGAAGACUGUGUUUCAGGAAUGUUGUAUGACAUGUUGCAAAAAGAGGUCAUAUCUCUUAGGAAAGCUUGUCAUGAAAAGGACCAGACUCUUAAAGACAAGGAUGAUGCAAUAGAGAUGUUGGCAAAAAAGGUUGAUACGUUGAACAAAGCUAUGGAAGUUGAGGCCAGAAAAAUGCGUAGGGAAGUUGCUUCUAUGGAGAAGGAGGUUGCCGCAAUGCGGAUAAGCAAGGAACAUGACCAUAGGGCACGCCGAGCUAGUGCUCCUAGGGGGAGUGUAAAUUCCCAUACAAUUUCUACCAGGAGUGCACGUAACUUUUAGCCAAAACCAUUGGCAGUGAGUCCCUGUGAUCCGUGCUGAACAGAGUUGCUGAUUUAUUAUUUUUUAUUCUCUUUCCCCUAUCUCCUGUAUUUAAGUUGUCUCGACCCCAGGGGUAAGGUGUAAAGAAAGAACCUUAUGUUUUUGUAGGGAAUCCAUGUCCUGUAAAUCUUUUUGUAUACCAUCUUCAGAAAGAAAACUUAGAAUUAGUUGCUCCACGUGAUUUGUGGAAGUAUCUGAAUAUAUAGCUUAAUCUGGAUUGAUUCUUCUACUCCAAA
This is a messenger RNA of Vigna unguiculata (cowpea), 2197 nucleotides long. RefSeq names its product microtubule-associated protein 70-1-like. Lineage: Eukaryota; Viridiplantae; Streptophyta; Magnoliopsida; Fabales; Fabaceae. Gene Ontology annotation, biological process: cytoskeleton organization. Gene Ontology annotation, molecular function: microtubule binding. The record is from RefSeq and is a predicted model, not a curated record.